AUUCGACGGUCGCGUGUUGGGCAGAUCCGUGGGCGGAGACGUUGGAAACAAGAAAGAAUUAAUGAAUGAACGCACCUGUACAUGUUAUGUGACGCCUACGGACUGAUCGAGGAUUUUGAAAAGGCGUGUACUUUCUGAAGUGAUUCGUAAAGCUGAUUAAACACCCUUCCUUUCGGCCCAGGUGUAACUUUACUUCUUUGAGAUCUGUGACAGACGUCGGACAGCAUUUUGCGGGAUUCUCUAAACAAAAUCUCUAUCUGCAAUUUUUUCUUCAAUUUUAAAUAUUAAUUAAGAAAAUACAGGGCAUGCGAGUAGACAGAAAGAAAAUGGAACAAGAGAAUCUUAGCCGCGAAGAGCGAAGAAGGAGGAGGAGAGCGACUGAAAAGUAUCGAACUGCUCACGCAACAAGAGAAAGAGUCAGAGUGGAGGCUUUCAACGUAGCCUUUAGCGAACUGAGAAAGUUAUUACCAACCUUACCACCGGAUAAGAAACUGUCAAAGAUUGAAAUACUCCGUUUGGCCAUUUGUUACAUAAAUUAUCUCAAUCACGUUCUAGAAUUGAACAACGGUUAAGUAAACUCUUCUUCAUAAAGGAAGUAAACAAAAUUACAAAUGAAGAAACAAGAAGAUAAACAAACAAGUAAACAAACAAACAAACAAACAAACAAAUAAAUAAACAUGUAUACCAGCCUCGUAUGUCUCAAUGAUAAAUUAUUAAAGGAAAACAAAAAAGGAAUCACUCUAAAUAUAACAUUUUAACUGCAUGUACACUCUGUUUGAAUAGUUAUAUUAUCAUUAUCAUUAUCGUUAUCUUUGUUAUAUUAUAUACUUAUAUGUUUGUAUUAUGCUUAUAUUUAUUUAUCUACUAUAAUUUUUAAUACACAUACUUUAGAGAUCCUAAUACUGUACGCUAUUCGCCUUUCUAUCACCUCUUCUUUAAACGCUGCACAAUACACUACUCAACUCUCCAAUAUCUCACUGAAAACUACGUAAUGGCGUUACAUAACUGGCAUCCUAUCCCCUCUAAUAAGCUCAUAAAAAGUAUUGGUAAAAUUUUGUAAAAUUUUAGACGCGUCUUC
Dimorphilus gyrociliatus is the source of this 1078-nucleotide messenger RNA. NCBI's taxonomy places the organism in Eukaryota, Metazoa, Annelida, Polychaeta, Dinophilidae. The record is from the annotation of a GenBank genome assembly.